UAACACUUUCACACUUUCACCUCCACUUUGGUCUCCAACUGUGAGUACCACUGCACCACCAGCAUCACCACUGCAUCACUGCACCACUCCUACUACGCCACCGCCACUACCACUACCAUCGUUUCUGGACAAGCGAGUGACAACGUCGUUAGUCCCUCUGUGGGACCGGCGACGGGUGCGACUGCGAGGAGAGUCGGUGUAAGUUACAACCCUUUCAUAUCCUUCCUCUCACACCUAUCUAUCUGAAAUUUGGGAAUCAUGUCAUGCUCGCUUACAAUCUAUCUGGAUUUUGGGAAAUCACGCUUGCUCGCCAUCGCCCCCUCUUCCAACGUCAAAUUGGAACGUGUCUCUUCCACUGUCAGAUUGAAUGUUGUAUAUUUCUGAUGGGCCUCUACCCCUACUCACAUUGCAUUCUACUUACCUUCGACAAGGCAACAUGUCAAUUGACAGGCACUAACAUUGCUUAAACUAGGACGGAAGACGGGCGGGUAAGGCCAGGCGUCAGGCUGUAAAGAGGAUUAACAUCAGUGCCGAACAAGCGGACUUCGAACGAUUGAUGCUUAAACGUGGUUUCGAUAUGACAGCAAUCCGCGAGACCAAGAUUGCAGUGAGAGAACUGGAUCCCAGAAAGUGCUAAAAGUUCAGGUAUGCGUCAUUGGCCUUAUGAGCACACUAUUUAAUUCACGUAAGUUUUGCCUGAUUCAUUUCUCAUACACUAUUAAUGAUUGUUGGUAGGGAUGGUCGCUACACGCACUCCAGGCAUGGACGCGAGAGAAAGAAAGAUACGGAAGGCACGCAAGACAAGGACUCCAAUUAUGUUAUCCCAGCACGCUAUGUCCCGACUCUACAAGAUCCAAGAUUGAACUCGUUUGUAAGUUUAUGAAUUCCCAAGAAAUCUAAUUUGGCUAACUGCGAUCUUCUCAGAAACAACCAUUCGCGGAGAUCACUCAGAAGUUGGAGAAGAUUGUGCCUGGUGACGACGAUGACGACUACGAUGAUACCCCACCACCACCUGCACCUAACCCGAACCCCAAUGAUGAAGAGAGGGAAGAGCAGUGA
This is a messenger RNA of Hymenoscyphus albidus, 1059 nucleotides long. Lineage: Eukaryota; Fungi; Ascomycota; Leotiomycetes; Helotiales; Helotiaceae. The record is from the annotation of a GenBank genome assembly.